Molecule: messenger RNA, 900 nt
Organism: Manihot esculenta (cassava)
Lineage: Eukaryota; Viridiplantae; Streptophyta; Magnoliopsida; Malpighiales; Euphorbiaceae
Exons: 2
Coding region: 1-900 (299 amino acids)
Source: RefSeq, a predicted model, not a curated record
AUGUUCAACGAAAGAGAUAGAAGUUGUAUUUUGAACAUCCCUCUUAGUCUUUCAUCGUGUUCUGAUACAUGGUGCUGGAAAUUCGAGCCCAAAGGUCACUAUUCGGUUAAGAGUGCAUAUAGGUUCCUGGUUGAUGGCUUUCGACAUAGGGAAGGGAGUGAGAUAUGGAAAAGGUUCUGGAAAGCUAAAGUUCCCCCAAAAGUGCUCAAUUUCUGCUGGCGGGCUCUAGUUAAUGUUGUCCCUUGCCUCUCGUCACUUCAGUCCAAGAGAGUCCCAGUUGAUCCUUCAUGCCCGCUGUGUCAUGUAGCCCCUGAGAAUGUCUUGCAUAUUAUGAUUCAGUGCCCUUUUGCCCGCAGCUGCUGGUUAAGCUCGCCGUUGGGUUGGCCUACGCCUUUUGCAUCUUCUUUAAAUGAGUGGUUUUCUUUAGCCUUCUCUUCUGCUUCUGUGGAAAAUGCCUCCCUUAUGCUAAUGAGCUUAUGGGCUUUGUGGCAAAAUAGGAACAAUGUUGUAUGGAAGGGCCAGGGUCAGACUGCGAGUGGUGUGUUCUUCAUGGCUCUGAAUUUUUUGCAGCAAUGGAAAGCAGCCCGGGUCGUGUCCUCAGUAAGCACCAUUGUCGACCCGGCUCGCCCGAUCUGGUCUCCUCCGCCGCACGGUUGGAUCAAGGCGAAUAUUGACGCCUCUUUAAACUUGCAACGAGGUUCGGUAGGUUUUGGUUGUGUAAUCCGGAAGGAUGAUGAGAGUUUUGUGGCUGCUAGAGCAGGCUCUUUUUAUAGCCAGAUGGAUGCAAAGUGUGCUAAAGCUAUAGCAUUCCGGGAAGCAUUGAGCUGGAUUAAAGAGUGUCAAGGAGUUUGGAUUGAUAUAUCUCCUCCUCACAUUGUUUCUUUAUUCUCUUUGAAUUAA